CGGUCCUCCAGGCGGGCCCUUCCGGUCAUCCAGCGGCGGCGGCUUCCGGUGUUCCCGACGGAGCGGAGAGAAACAAGGAGCCGGAGCCGGGGGGUGCGACGGAGGAACAAAGCCUGAACGGAUUUCAAACCUCCCCCCGCGGCUGCAAAGUCCCAGCAAUUAACUUUUAACGCCCUGACAGAGUUGGAAGUGAGUUCGUCGUCUGUCCGCGAGAGGAGCGCUUCAGGAUUCGCGCCGGAACGAGAAGGAGAGAGCAAACCGUGCGAACGUUCGGAAGCCGACAGACGCCUGGCGGAAGACACGGACCUCCGUCGGUCGGAGGGCCCCUGACUCUCCCCUCCCCCCCGUCGGGCGAUUUUCCCCCCCGCCUCGCCGGGCGGGGGCGGGCGGGACGCCAUGUCCGGGGCGGCGGGCAAGAGGGCGUCCCCAGAGGCCGGGGCAGAGAAGUCGUCGGCGAUGGAGCCACCGGCCGGGAGCUCGGGGACCAAGGUGGAGACCAUCAAGCUGGGCAGUGACGCCUCCACGGAGGAGGUAGACAUCCGCACCCUGCAGGCGAGGAACCGGAAGCUCUCCGAAGUCCUGGACCAGCGUCAGAGCAUCGAGGACGAGCUGCGGGACCUCAUCGAGAAGCUAGUGAAGAGGCAGGCCACCGACGACGCCACCCUCCUCAUCCUUAACAGAUACUGGUGUCAGUUCGACGAGAACCUCCGCAUCAUCCUGCAGCGCUGGGACGCGGAGCAGCAGCCCCGGGACGUCCCACCGGAGAAGAAGACCCCCUCCCAGUGCGAUCCUGAGGCGGAGCCCGAGGGCGGGCAGGACGGCGAGCGCCGGGAGGACCGGGAGAGAGCUCCGGGUGAGGCCACUCUGCCCUUCCUGGCCCUGCUGGCCAGCAGCACGGCGGAGGAGAUGGAGCAGCAGCUGCAGGAGAGGGUGCGGCGGUCGGAGGAGGCGGUGGGCCGGGCGAUGACGGCCGGCGAGAGGCUGCGGGAGCACGUGCAGGGGCUGGCCCAGCGAAUGGGCCAUGCCGAUCCCUCACAGCGGGAGGAGGCGCUGAGGGAGCUGAACUCGCUGCUGUCGCGUCAGAACCAGCGGCUGGUCGAGCUGACGCAGUUCCUGCAGGAGUGUCACGGCAAGAUGUCGCAGGAGUUUUCCGAGCUGCAGAACCGGAUCGAGCAGGCAGACGACCGGGUGUCCGACAUGCAAACGGCCAUCGAGGAUCUGCAGUGGGACACGGACAAGAUCCGGAAACGGGAGCAGCGUCUGAACCGACACCUGGCGGAGGUCCUCGAGCGGGUGAAAUCAAAAGGGUACAAGGUGUACGGCGGUUCCAGCAAUCUGUACGGCGGAACAGUCACGAUUAAUGCAAGGAAGUUCGAGGAGAUGAACUCGGACCUGGAGGAGAACAAGGAGCUGGCCGUGAACCGGCUGAGCGAGCUGGAGAAGCUCCAGCUCGACCUCCAGCUGGUGGCCGAGGAGAACAUGAGGCUGAGGGAGGAGUUGCGCAGCCGGGCCAGCGAGGUGGUGAGGGAGACGCCGGACUUCCGGUGCCUGCAGUCGCAGUUCUCGGUGCUGUACAACGAGAGCCUGCAGGUGAAGGCCCAGCUGGACGAGGCGCGCUCCCUGCUGCUGGCCACCCGCUCCACCCACCACCGCCAGAUCCAGCAGAUGGGCGGCGACGAGCUGGGACUGCAGAAGAAGCUGAGAUCAGAGGUGAUGCAGCUGGAGGACACGCUGGCCCAGGUGCGCAAGGAGUACGAGAUGCUGCGGAUCGAGUUCGAGCAGACGCUGGCCGCCAACGAGCAGGCGGGGCCCAUCAACCGGGAGAUGAGACACCUCAUCAGCACGCUGCAGACCCACAACCACCAGCUGAAGGGCGACGUUCAGCGCUACAAGCGCAAACAACGCGACACGCACGGCGAGCUGGCCAAGUUCCGGCGCAAGGCCUGGGAGGCCCACAGCGAGCUCGGAGCGUCACGUCUACGAGCCCCUGUCGCCUCCCAGGCCCCGCCCGCCGACCCCAUUAAGAGGGAGCCCGAGGACCCUCCCCCCAGCAAGAGGCCGAGGGUCGCGGGCGGCGGGGGGCCGGCGGCCGCUGGGGCUGGGGCGGGGGCCGCGGAGGAGGAGGAUGCCGAGGGGGUCGAGCAGGAUCUGGCGGAGGCGGCCGGAGCCCGGGCCCGCAAGCUGCAGGAGGACGCCGAGGAGCGGGAGCGGGAGCGCGAGCGGCGGGAGAGAGAGCGGCCCCGCGAGAAGGGGAGGGAGAAGGAGGCCGAGAAGGGCAAGUCCGACGAUGGCAAGCGCAAGGAGGGCGAAGCGGUCAAGCAGAUGAGAGCAGAGCUCAAGCGAGCCCAGGAGAGCCAGAAGGAGAUGAAGCUGCUGUUGGACAUGUAUCGCUCGUCGCCGAAGGAACAGAGGGACAAGGUGCAGCUGAUGGCCGCAGAGAAGAAGGCCAAGUCCGAGCUGGAGGCCCUCAAGGUGCGCCUGAGGGAGCUGGAGGAGAAGGAACGGCUGGAGGGGCGGCGGAUGGCGGACGCGGAGGCCCUGCACCGCAUGAAGGUGGCCGACGAGCACAUGGAGGUGAUGCUGAAGAAGGUGGCGCUGGCCAAGCAGGUGUGGAGACGGGGCGCGCGGCGGGGCGGGGAUUCGAACCAUCCCUAACUCCCCCCACAACAG
This is a messenger RNA of Mobula hypostoma (lesser devil ray), 2670 nucleotides long. RefSeq names its product E3 ubiquitin-protein ligase BRE1A-like. Gene Ontology annotation, molecular function: ubiquitin protein ligase activity. Lineage: Eukaryota; Metazoa; Chordata; Chondrichthyes; Myliobatiformes; Myliobatidae. The record is from RefSeq and is a predicted model, not a curated record. Bases 397 to 2655 code for a protein of 752 amino acids. Gene Ontology annotation, cellular component: HULC complex; nucleus. The transcript is spliced from 16 exons.